Toxorhynchites rutilus septentrionalis is the source of this 1143-nucleotide messenger RNA. Its product is annotated as keratin, type I cytoskeletal 9-like. Bases 1 to 1143 code for a protein of 380 amino acids. Lineage: Eukaryota; Metazoa; Arthropoda; Insecta; Diptera; Culicidae. The transcript has a single exon. The record is from RefSeq and is a predicted model, not a curated record.
AUGACGGCCGGCGCUGUUGUCGGUGAAGCACCAUUAGGAUACUCAUAUCCCAAACCAGCCAAAAGUUUUGGUUUUGGACCUUCUUCAGGUGGUUCAGGAGGAAGGCUAUCGGGUAGUUUCGGUGGAGGAUCAUCCGGCAGUGUAAGCCCCGGGCUUGCCGGCAUAACCAGCGCUAGAUUUGUUUCUCUCGGAAGCGGAGGAUCCGGCGGUAGUUCUUAUUCUUCGGGCAGUGGAGGCUUCUCCGGUGGUGCUUCAGGAGGAUACUCCAGUGGCGGUUCAACAGGAGGAUCGUCUAGUCGGUUUGGAUCAUCUGGCAUUACCAGCGCCAGAGUGAUAGCCAUCGGCGGAGGAAGCUCGGCUGGAGGAUCGCUCUCUGGUGGCUCUGGAUACUCUGGUGGUUCGUCAAGCAGCUCUGGUGGAGCUUUAUCGGGCGGUUCUAUUGGAGGACUAUCUGGUAUCACCAGCGCAAGAAUUAUUUCUAUUGGAAGUGGAAGUUCAACUGGAGGAUCUUCAUCUGCCAGCAGCGGCCUUUCUGGUGGCUUUUCAUCAAGUGGAUCUAGUGCAGCAUUGUCAGGUGGUUCAGGUGGAGGUGUAACAGUUCUUCAGGGUGCGAGAGUAUACGUUCUCAGUAACAGUGGUUCUGCUGGAGGAUUUAGUGGUGCUUCCAAUGGAGGAUCAUUUUCCGCUGGGCAUGGUGGUGCCACUGGCGGAUUAUCAAGUGGAUCCAGUGGUUCUGGAGCUGGAAUUUCAGUACUUACCGGAAAAUUGAUUGUGUUGAACAAUGGUAAUUCCCUCCAAGGGCUAUCCAGUAACAUUGGUGGAUCCGGUAGUUCGGGAGCUGCAUUAUCCAGUGGUGGAACUAGUGGCCUCUCUGGAGCUUCUCUCGGAGGAUCUGGCAAUUCCGACAUACGAAUAAUAAUUCUUAAUGGGUCCGUAACUGGUAGAACUUUGAAUGGUGGAUCGCAAAGUGCGACAUCUUCGGGAUCUCUUGGUUUGUCUCAAUCACUUUCAGCCCCAUCGAUCAGUGCUCCAGUGCAAUCAGGAUUCCGGCCAUCAGCAUCACCUUUUGGUUCAUAUUCACCACCAGCUGCCCCCGCCUAUCAUGGCCCAAGACCAUUGUUGAGAAUACCACUACGACAUUAG